Molecule: messenger RNA, 2252 nt
Organism: Amblyraja radiata (thorny skate)
Lineage: Eukaryota; Metazoa; Chordata; Chondrichthyes; Rajiformes; Rajidae
Gene: mffa
Product: mitochondrial fission factor a
Exons: 8
Coding region: 239-1156 (305 amino acids)
Biological process (GO): positive regulation of mitochondrial fission
Cellular component (GO): peroxisome; mitochondrial outer membrane
Source: RefSeq, a predicted model, not a curated record
CUUCCAGUACGGAAGCCUGUCCGCGCCAGACCAGCGCGACCGGUAGCUUCGCCUCCGGUCAUUUUGCCGUCAACCGGACUCUGGAAAUGGUUUCUGUUGCGUGAGAGGGAACAGCGACGGGCGCUCGUAAUUCCCGAGCAAGGAGUGGCCGGAGCUUCCCCCACCCCCGUCCCCUCAACCUCUCCGGGUGGGAAGCCGCGGUUUGCGAACCGCCGCAGUCGGUGUGGAGCGGAGUAUUAUGAACGUGGCGUCAUUUCCUUCUCCCACCAGUGACAUGGCUGAAAUUAAUCGCAUCCAGUAUGAGAUGGAUUAUACUGAGGGUAUCAGCCAGCGGAUGAGAGUCCCUGAGAAGCUUCAGGUUGCGCCAGGGUCUGCAGAAGAUAGGUGGGGAAAAGGAGACUUUCCGAGCACCACAACUGUAAUGGAGGUACCAGAGAGGAUUUUUAUUGCAGGUGACCAAAACCAUUCCAGGCCAAGAGAUUUGGACCUUAUGACAUCAAAUCUUACAGAACCUUUGGCAUUGAAAACGCCCCCGCGUGUCCUCACUCUAACUGAGCAACCUUUAGACUUCUUGGACCUUGAGCGGCCUGUUACUGCAACUCCACAGACCGAAGAGGGUCGCUCACAUACUCGUUUACGGAGGGAGCGUUCAAUGAGUGAAAAUGCCGCCCGACCGAAUGGGCAGCUUGUCCGAACAGAGUCCAUUGUGACACCAGCCCCCCAAACUCAACCUCAGCCUCGUCUUUAUCCUCCACUCAUCUCCUCUGAAGAUGGACCAAACGCAUACUCUCCUCAUGGCAUUUUGUCAGUAAUCCACUCCACCACCCGUAGGGCCUACCAGCAAGUCAUGGACAUGCUAGAUGAAAAUCGCAGAAGAACAAUACUUCGUGGAGGGUCAACUUGUGCUAUUUCAUCUAACCCUCUGCUUGACACUUCCAGGUAUAGCCUUUCCAGUUGUGAACCUACAUUGGAAGGAACACAAGAUGAUGUGGCACUUGUGGAUUCUAUUUCCUUACGAAGACAGAUAAUUAAACUGAAUCGUCGGCUCCAACUUCUUGAGGAAGAAAACAGAGAACGUACUCGCCGGGAAAUCAUUGUGUACUCAAUAACUGUCGGGUUCUGGCUGAUCAAUAGCUGGCUCUGGCUCCGACGUUGAGUGAGCAUUGUAUAUAUCAAAUCUUUUGCUAAAUGAACAACAGUUUUCUCAAAAACAGUUGCUGCCACAAAGGUUUUUGCCUCUUCUGUACCAAGAUAGACUUUCUCUAGGUGGUUGCACUGAUUGCUCACUCCAUAUAACAUGGAGAAAGGAAUCAUGUGGGCGAAAGAAUAUAUUGUUGCCUCAAAUUUAAAUAUUUAUUAUUAUCUUACUUUAUUAAAACCCAUUUUGCAUGUCAGUAAUUAGGCAAUGUGUAGCUUCCACGAGUUUUUUAAACAUGUAAUUGAACCUGAUGUGUGAGUGACAGUAGGUCCAGGGGAACAUUACAGAACAGCACAGGAAUAAAGCUCAAGGUCCAUAAAAAAAAAUCUGACAGAGAGAAUAAAUUUAAAGAUUUUGAGAGCUGUACAUGUCAAUGUCGAGAAUUGUAUUUUUCUUCUAUUUCAUUGUGAAAUGAAGUAGACUUCCUGGUUAUGGGUCCUUCAUAUAUUUUUUUGCAUUUCUUUUGCUUGAAAUUAAGUGGGCCAAGACAAAACUCUUGCGUUCAUCAAAAAUAUGUACCACAAUAAUGAUUUUUUUAUUUGAAUGUUAACAUGUGUGGCAAUCGUCAUUUAAAAAUAUGACUUGCUUUUGAUCAAUUACCAUAACACUGCAGUAAUAUUGCCAAAAAAGUUCUUCUGACUUGGGUGGAAAGCAGAAUGUAUUUACUAUGAAUGCUGAAAGAAAACAGUCAUUGUGUAGCCUUGACCUAAAAUAUUUGAUUAAUGUUUGGAUUAAACAAAUGUUUAGUUUAUCUUUAUGAUUUUGACCUGCUGAUAUACAAAUUUAUUGUUUUGACCUAGUGUUGAAGGCAUUUAUUGAAGGAGCAUUGAAUGCAAAUAUAAUAUUGUAAAGAAUGUUUUUCUAGAUUUACAUUGUGUUAAUCUUUUAUGUGGCAUUUUUUUUUCCUAUUUUGACUUUUUAUGUGAACACGCUUGCACAGGAUUAUCAGAAGUACAACUAUGUGUGUGUAUAUAUAUUUGACUACAUACAAUGUGGCUGUAAAGAAAAUUAAAUUUGAAUAUUGUGGUUUUCCCCCACGUUGAUUGAGUGACAA